CUACAGACAGUGAUGAAAAAUCAUUCUUCAAUAACAACAUUCAUACUGCUAGGACUAACGGAUGACCCACUCCUACAGGUGUUUCUUUCAGUAUUGCUUUUUCUCACAUACAUAUUCACAGUUAUUGGAAAUCUAAUCAUUAUCCUUCUCACUCUCAUGGAUUCUCAUCUUAAAACACCCAUGUACUUCUUCCUUCGAAAUUUCUCCAUCUUAGAAAUAAUAUUUACAACUGUCUGUGUUCCUCGAUUCCUGUACAGCUUGACAACUGGAGACAAAACUGUUACCUAUAAUGCUUGUGCCACCCAAUUAUUUUUUGUCAUCCUCACUGGGGCAACAGAAUUUUUUCUCCUAACUGCCAUGUCCUAUGACCGCUACAUGGCCAUCUGUAAGCCUCUGCAUUACACCACCAUCAUGAAUGAAAGGGUAUGCACCAUUUUUGUUGUUUGCUGUUGGGUGACUGGGUUAGUUGUCAUAAUCCCACCACUUAGCCUAGGAAUUCAGCUAGAUUUCUGCAACUCUAAUCUUAUUGACCACUUUGGCUGUGAUGCAGCUCCUCUUCUGAAGAUUGUAUGCUCAGACACUCAUUUGGUAGAGCAAGUAGUUUUAAUCAUGGCAGUGCUGACUCUCAUAGUCACAUUAGUGUGUGUAGGUGUGUCCUAUACACAUAUCAUUAAGACUAUUUUAAAACUUCCUUCAGCUCAGCAAAGAAAAAAAGCUUUCUCCACCUGUUCUUCCCACAUGAUUGUAGUUUCCAUUACAUAUGGAAGUUGUAUUUUUAUCUAUAUCAAACCAGCAAAGGAAGGAGUUACCAUGAAUAAGGUGGUGUCUCUGCUCAACACCUCAAUUAUACCUUUGAUGAACCCUUUCAUUUAUACUUUAAGGAAUAAGCAAGUCAAGCAAGCCUUCAAGGACUCAAUUAAGAAGUUGGCAUUUCUUUCAAAGAAUUAG
Molecule: messenger RNA, 948 nt
Organism: Erinaceus europaeus (western European hedgehog)
Lineage: Eukaryota; Metazoa; Chordata; Mammalia; Eulipotyphla; Erinaceidae
Product: olfactory receptor 6C2-like
Exons: 1
Coding region: 13-948 (311 amino acids)
Biological process (GO): G protein-coupled receptor signaling pathway
Cellular component (GO): membrane
Molecular function (GO): olfactory receptor activity; G protein-coupled receptor activity
Source: RefSeq, a predicted model, not a curated record